Messenger RNA from Centruroides sculpturatus (bark scorpion), 420 nucleotides. RefSeq names its product hepatocyte nuclear factor 4-gamma-like. Gene Ontology annotation, molecular function: nuclear receptor activity; RNA polymerase II cis-regulatory region sequence-specific DNA binding. Bases 67 to 420 code for a protein of 117 amino acids. The transcript has 3 exons. Gene Ontology annotation, biological process: anatomical structure development; cell differentiation; regulation of transcription by RNA polymerase II. The record is from RefSeq and is a predicted model, not a curated record. Lineage: Eukaryota; Metazoa; Arthropoda; Arachnida; Scorpiones; Buthidae.
AAAUUUUCCUUUACUUUUGUGUUUUAGCAGCCAGAAUAUACUACAGGAAAUGGCCUAACGGAAGCUAUGGCUACAGCUGUCGAUAUAUGCAAUUCUAUAAACGAUCAGCUGUAUUGUUUAGUAAAUUGGGCCAAACAACUCCGACCAUUUAUAGAAUUAUGCAUUGAAGAUCAGACAGCUUUGAUGCGAUCUCAUUCGGGAGAGAAUUUGGUACUGGGAUUGGCUCGGAGAUCUAUGAACAUGAAAGACGUACUUUUAUUUGGAAAUCACUUGAUCAUCACCAGGGAUGCAGCUGAUCCGGUGGUUAACAGGAUCGGAUGCAGAGUCAUGGAUGAAUUAGUCAAUGUUUUCAGGGAGAUAGAGAUUGAUAAUUCGGAAUUUGCUUGUUUAAAGGCAAUCGUAUUUUUCGAUCCGAUGUGA